Pygoscelis adeliae (Adelie penguin) is the source of this 2424-nucleotide messenger RNA. RefSeq names its product cytosolic phospholipase A2 epsilon-like. Bases 1 to 2424 code for a protein of 807 amino acids. Lineage: Eukaryota; Metazoa; Chordata; Aves; Sphenisciformes; Spheniscidae. Gene Ontology annotation, cellular component: cytosol. Gene Ontology annotation, biological process: glycerophospholipid catabolic process. Gene Ontology annotation, molecular function: calcium ion binding; calcium-dependent phospholipid binding. The transcript is spliced from 20 exons. The record is from RefSeq and is a predicted model, not a curated record.
AUGGGAUCAUACUGGAGUGCUCGUGAGAGUGAAGAAUGCCCUUGCUGCUCACUCUCUGUGAAAAUCAUAAGAAUGAGAAAUCUGAGAAAGGCAGAUCUGUUUAGUCAAACUGAUUGCUAUGUAAGCCUGUCCUUGCCCACCGCUUCCCCUGAGACUGUCCGGACCAAAACCAUCAAGAACUGCAAAGAUCCAGUGUGGAAUGAAACAUUUUGCUUCAGGAUCCAGAGCCAAGUAAAAAAUAUUCUUGAGCUGAAAGUCUAUGAUGAAAAUGCAAUCACUAAAGAUGACCUCCUCUUCACUGUCCUCUUUGAUGUUGCUAAAAUCCAGCUCGGAGAAACUGUUCGCUUGACUUUCCAGCUAAAUCCGAAGACACAAGAGAUGCUGGACGUUGAGUUUGCAUCAGAGAGCAUUCCAGUGCCUCCUGAAAAGCUUGUCACUAAUGGUGUAUUAGUGUCUCGUGAAAUUUCCUGCUUGGAAGUCCUGGUGGACAAUAGACGGACAAAGAAAGAACCUUCAGAAAAAGACUUCUUAUUUUCAGUGAAGGGAUCCUACGAAGAGAGCCAGACCCUGUCGUUGGGCUCUACCCAGCGACUGGAGGAGUCCCUGGAUUUCCAUUACAUCAAGUACAGCCUGUCAGAGCUGCGCAUGGCUCUAGCAGAGAAGCCUCAUUUCUGCUCGGUAUGUGAUUGUGAAGAGAGAAAAGACUGCCAUGCAUCCCUCACUAUUCCUCUGGAUUCACUUCCCUUCAAGGAGAAAGUAGCAGUAGCAAAGGAUGAAACAAUCAAUUUACAUGUGAAGUCAAAUGACUGGUCAAGAAACUUAGAUGUUCGCUUGGAGUUUGAUCUAUGUAUGGAGGAGAAAAACUUCCUACAGAAACGAAGGAAGUUUGUGGCUUCUGCUCUGAAAAAAGCACUUCAUUUAGAGCGAGACCUCCAAGACCAUGAGGUACCAGUUGUAGCAGUCAUGACAACAGGAGGUGGCACCCGGGCACUGACAUCUCUGUUAGGCAACCUGUUGGGUCUUCAGAGGCUGGAUCUCCUAGAUGCUAUUUCAUACAUCACCGGGUCAUCUGGUUCAACAUGGACCUUGUCAUAUUUGUAUCAGAGUGCUGACUGGUCACGCAAGGAUCUGUCCAGACCGAUUGGUGAAGUUCGCAGACACAUGACCAAGAGCAAGCUGAACUGCUUUUCCCUGGAGAGCUUGAAGUACUAUGACAAGGAGCUAAAGCUGCGGAAGCAAGAGGGAUACCAGAUCUCUAGCAUUGAUUUUUGGGGGCUUCUGCUGGAAAAAGCAUUAAGUGAUGGGAAAACUAACCACAAACUCUCAGAUGAGCGACAGGCAUUGAAUCAGGGACAGAAUCCCCUACCUAUCUACAUGGUCCUCAACAUCAAAGAAGACUACAGCCUUUCAGAGUUCAAAGAAUGGGUGGAGUUCACCCCUUACGAAGUUGGGUUCUUAAAAUACGGUGCCUUCAUUCGUGCAGAGGAUUUUGGCAGCGAGUUCUUCAUGGGUCGCCUAAUGAAGAAGCUCCCUGAAUCCCGCAUCUGCUUCAUGAAAGGCCUGUGGAGCAAUGUCUUUUCGUACAACCUGUUGGAUGCCUGGCAUUCAUCGGAUCCUACAGAAAGGCUCUCACUGAGGUGUACCCAACACAGGACUGUUGAUGUUGAAGGAGAUGAGCCUUCCCCACCAGCCAGGAGCCAUGAGUUGGGGACUUACUUAGUCACCCCUGAAUGUGGCAUCAUGGGCAUCAUUCGGCAGGUCCUGACCGAGCGGGUGAUGGUUUCAAAGUUCUACAACUUCCUGAAAGGGUUCCAGGUGCACAACGAAUACCUUCAGAGCAAAAGCUUCCAUAUAUGGAAAGAUACUGUACUAGAGAAUUUCCCCAACCAGCUGACAGAAACAGCAGAGUUCAUGUGCCUGGCAGACACGGCGGGAUACAUCGAUAUCAGCUACCCACCGCUCAUGAGGCCGGAGAGGAAAGUGGAUGUUGUCCUCCACUUAAACUAUUCUUCUGGAUCACAGACAUCGCCUUUGGAAGAAGCCUCCAAGUACUUCCUAAAGCAGGGAAUCCCAUUUCCCAAAAUCCACCUGAGUGAAGAGGAAAAGAAAAAUCUAAAGGAGUGCUACAUCUUCGAAGACGCAGAGACCCCAGAGGCGCCAAUGGUGGUGUUUUUCCCGCUAGUGAAUGACACCUUCAGAAAAUACAAAGAGCCUGGUGUGGAGCGUAGCCCUGCUGAGAUGGCACAGGGCAAUGUGGACGUUUCCAGCGUUUUUUCCCCCUACUGCUUAAACAGCUUUACCUACACAGAGGAGGAAUUCGACAAGCUGGUAGAACUGACCAGCUACAACAUUCAGAACAACAAACAUCUGAUCCUUCAGGCUUUGAAUUCAGCCAUAGAGCAGAAACGACAGCACAAAAAAUAA